Molecule: messenger RNA, 1302 nt
Organism: Chionomys nivalis (European snow vole)
Lineage: Eukaryota; Metazoa; Chordata; Mammalia; Rodentia; Cricetidae
Product: zinc finger protein 120-like
Exons: 6
Coding region: 1-1302 (433 amino acids)
Biological process (GO): regulation of transcription by RNA polymerase II
Molecular function (GO): RNA polymerase II cis-regulatory region sequence-specific DNA binding; DNA-binding transcription factor activity
Source: RefSeq, a predicted model, not a curated record
AUGCAAAGCUUGGCCAAACUAGAAAAGAUCUUUGACUCAGGUAGAUGGAAUGGCCAGGAACCAGUGUGCUGUGUCUUUAAGCACACUAGCCCUGUGGACAGUGUUCUUGCUACUCAGACCGCACCAGCCAAUCAGGCCCUUCAGGUGACCUGCCAGUCAGAAACAGUGCAAGGCUCUUCCGGCCACCGCCUGCAGACUCAGCUUUGUGGAGGAGCUUGUGCCAGUUGUUUCCUGUGCUGUGGUGAAGUUGCUGCUGCAGGGAGAGGACGAUCUGAGAGCUUUGGCGAUCUGGGGAACCACAAAAUGGUGAGCGAGGGAAUGCUUUCUCCAGAUGGGGAGGAGCAGAGGAAGGCAGUGACCUAUGAUGAUGUGCAUAUCAACUUCACUUGGGAAGAGUGGAAUUUGCUGGAUCCUUCCCAGAAGAAUCUGUACAAAGAUGUGAUGCUGGAGACCUACAGGAACCUCACUAUUAUAGGAUACAUUUGGGAAGAACAUAAUAGUAAAAAACAUUGUCAACUUUCUAGAAGACAUGAAAGGCAUAAAAGAACACAUACUGGAGAGGAACCCUAUGAAUGUAAUCAGUGUGGUAAGGCCUUUGCUCGACACAGUCAUCUUCAAAUACAUGAAAGAACACAUACUGGAGAGAAACCCUUUGAAUGUAAUGACUGUGGUAAGGCCUUUGAUCAACACAGUCAUCUUCAAAAGCAUAAGAGAACACAUACUGGAGAGAAACCCUAUGAAUGUAAUCAGUGUGGUAAGGCCUUUGUUCAACACAGUAAUCUUCAUAUACAUGAAAGAACACAUACUGGAGAGAAACCCUUUGAAUGUAAUCAAUGUGGUAAGGCAUUUGGACAUCCCCGUACUCUUCAAUUGCAUAAAAGAACACAUACUGGAGAGAAACCCUAUGCAUGUAGUCAGUGUGGUAAGGCCUUUGCUCGACACAGUCAUCUUCAAAAGCACAAAAGAACACAUACUGGAGAGAAACCCUAUGAAUGUAAUCAGUGUGGUAAGGCCUUUGCAUAUCACAGUGAUCUUCAAAGGCAUAAAAGAACACAUACUGGAGAGAAACCCUAUGAAUGUAAUCAGUGUGGUAAGGCCUUUGCUCGAAAUACUCAUCUUCAAAUACAUGAAAGAACACAUACUGGAGAGAAACCCUUUGAAUUGUCCCAAGCUGUAUUUUGUUCUGGAGAAAUCAAAGAUGAAUCCAACAAAGUCAUUGAAGUCAUAAAGCUGAAAAUCCAGGACCAAGCCAAGGUGGACAAGACAAAUACAGUUGAUUUCUGCUGCUGUGAAUCGCAGUGA